Coregonus sp. 'balchen' is the source of this 4108-nucleotide messenger RNA. The record is from the annotation of a GenBank genome assembly. Lineage: Eukaryota; Metazoa; Chordata; Actinopteri; Salmoniformes; Salmonidae.
GUCAGAAACUGAGAGAGAAUGGCUUCGACCCCAAGGGGAAAGGAUCCACUAGCAUGCUGGAUGACCUGGUAGGAAUCUCAACACAAAUUGUUCUGGAGUGCACCAUCCUCCACCAGGGGUUAAUGUGGGAUGUUGUAUACAGUUAAACGGUCGACUGUGUUUAUGAUUAUUUCAACAUUUUUACGAACCCUUUACUUAAUGUGUCUGUGCUUCCAUCCAGGCCCAUUAUGACUUGGCCAUAAGUGUUGCCCUUUGGUGGCUGGAGAAAGAGGAGCGACAUGAUGUGAUGGACAGAGACAUCGUGUAAGAACAUUGAUGAAACAUUGACUUCCAAACACAAUAACACUUGAUUGUGUCAUGUCCUGAGUAACCUUGUCUGAGAGCUGAAGACUUCUGCUCUUCCUUACCUAAUACCUUGGUUUUAGCUCUAAGCUACCCUGGUAAAUCCCUUUAUGACAACUGAUGAUAUAAAAAGGGUUUUAUAAAUAACAUUUGAUUGAUUGACUUUGUUGUUCCCUGUAGUGGAGUGGGCAGCCCAGGGUAUAAUGACCAGUACCCCAACCACCUGGAGAGAGAAGCCAUGAUCCUCUCUUCCUUCGCUGGGAUGAUCCUGGUGAGUAGUCCGGGUACUGAGGCAUACAGUAUGCCAGGGGUUGUGAGUCUAGCACGGCUCAGUCUGUAGUCUUACUGACCCUUAGUCGUCCUUGUAAUCUAGAGGCGUUUGGUGGAGUUGGGAGUCUAGUACCACAGCUCAGUCCAAAGUGUCAAUGACCCUUAGGCUAACCUCCCUUGUUACUACACAAUGAAUCACCAGUCUCCAAAGCCAUGCUCCUCUGUUGCUAAACUUUGACUUAAGAUACGUUAUAAAGGUUUUGUAUAAUUUCAACCAGUAGUUUUGAAAGUAGUGCUCACGAGCCAAAACAGGUCUCUGAAAAUUGUGCACAAUUGUGUACUACGUAAUCUAUUUCGUAUGAUACAGUAUGUUACGCUUACAAUUCGUACAAUAUGUUAAAAAUUUGUUGUGCUUAAGAUCCCGUUCCCGUUCAGUCUCUAAGUCAGGUGCAACAGUAUAUUUCAAACUGGGCAGCAUUACCUAGUCCAUGAUCUUUCACUGGGUUGACCAUGUAACUGGUCCUUUUAUGAUUAUUGUGGUUUAAGUGUUACUAACUAUAUAUUCCCCUCUGCUCUAACCUCUGUUCUGCUGUCCUCUCUGCUCCAGAAUAGCUUGCCUGUAAAAGACAUUCUAGCCCUCUACACCAACAAACCGUCUGCCGCUUACCCUCACCAGCACUACAAGGUAGACUGAGUUUAGAAUACUGCACAUUUCUCUCUCCCCAGUGUUAGUAUAGCCUAAUCCUACAGCCUAGCCUUGUCUGUGUGGGAAGGCAGUAUAAGGGGAUAUAAUAUAUAACAUACACUGAGUGUACAAAACAUUAAAAACACCUUCCGAAUAUUUAGUUGCCCCCCCCCCCCCCUUUUGUCCUCAAAACAGACUCAAUUAAUCGCAGCAUGGACUCUACAAGGAGUCGAAAGCAUUCCACAGGGAUGCUGGCCCAUGUAGACUCCAAUGCUUCCCACUGUUGAGCAUGAAAAACCCAGCAGUGUUGCAAUUCUUGACACAAACCGGUGCGCCUGGCACCUACUACCAUACCCUGUUCAAAGGCACUUAAAUAUUUUGUCUUGCAUAUUCACUCUCUGAAUGGCACACACAAAACAAUCUAUGUCUCAAUUUUUUCAAGGCCUAAAAAUAAUUAUUUAACCUGUUUCCUCCCCUUCAUCUACACUGAUUGAAGUGGAUUUAACAAGUGACAUCAAUAAGGGAUUAUAGCUUUCACCUGAAUUCACUUGGUCAGUCUGUCAUGGAAAGAGCAGGUGUUCUUAAUGUUUUGUACACUCAGUGUAUAGUAAGUAAGUAGGCCAUCAGCCUCAGUGUAGUGCUAGCUGGUCUAUAAUGAUCAUGUGCAGUGGUAUAAUGCAGUGCUGCUCUGUAUACAUAUUCUGUAGGCCUAUAUGUACCACUGCAUUGUAAGACAUUAAUGAGAAGGUCUUAAAAUAAAAAUAGAUCUGAUGACUGUCUCUACAGAGCGCCAUUGUUCAUCCCUUCACCUUGUCCUACCACCCGUUUGCCAUGCUGGGCUCAUUCAAGGCCGUGGACCACUCCAGAAAGCACAGUAUGUCAGUGUGUGUGUGUGUGUGUUCAUCCUACACUACCAUUCGUUAACACAUCAACUAUGCCAGUCUCCCUCUACCUCGCUCACAUGUGACUUGCCCUUCCUCACUUGUGUUUACAGUAGUCUAUAGAACAAGUUAUGUAAGAACCCUGACCAGUAUUGGCUCCUCUCUGAUUAUUUUCCUUCAGCCCAGAAAUUGAAGCGGUGGCUGUCUGUGCAGGGUAAAGGAGGUGCUGCCCCUGCUGGACGGAGGGCCUUGGUGCAGUCCUCCUCAUCCACAUCUAACUCCUUCCUCAGUGUGAGUGGCAAUCAUAGACAUACACUCCCCUAUGUAUUUGGACAGUGAAGCUACGUUUUUUUAUUUGGUUCUAUACUCCAGCAUUUUGGAUUUGAGAUCAAAUGAUUUACAUGAGGCGACAGUAAAGAAUGUCACCUUUUAUUUGAGGGUGUUUUCAUACAUAUCUGUUUUACUGUUUAGAAAUGAAUGCACUUUAUGUAUUUAGUCCCCACAUUUGAAGGUGUCAUAAGUAUUUGGACAAAUUCACUUAUAGUGUAUUACAUUUAGUCAAAAGUUUAGUAUUUGGUCCCAUAUUCCUAGCAUGGUCGUUCCACGAAGAGUGCCUUUGAUAUUUUAAGUAGAAAUUGUGCACCACUAUUGAAUUUUAAAAGCCUGUUAUAUUAAAUGAAGUUCCCUUUAAUAUAGACCACAUUGGAAAAUCCAAUAAAUCAUGUUAACCUCUCACCAUUACCAAUAACAGGGGAGUUUUUUCUUGGGGAUAUGAUAUUUAUGCAUCUGUAACUUUCUCACUCAUCAUUAUUCAUGAUUAAUUCAUGAUUAUCCAUAAUCAUGGUAGCAUCCACAUUAAUGUAGAAGUGUUCAGAAACAUAUUAUAUUGUUAUUUAUAAUAAAAGUGACUCCAAAAUGACACAAUACAUUAUAACAUUCAUUUCUAUUGAGCACAACAACCAAAACAAACUGCAAAUGCAUCCAACAAGUUUGUAGAGUCACAAGCUUGAUGUAGUCAUUGCGUGCUAGGAAUAUGGGACCAAACACUAAACCUUUGACUAAAUGUAAUACACUAUAAGCGAAUUUGUCCAAAUACUUAUGACACCUUCAAAUGCGGGGACUAGAUUCAUAAAGUCCUUUCAUUUCUAAACUGUAAAACAGUAUGAAAAUACUGUCGCCUCAUAUGAAACAUUUGAUCUCAAAUCCAAAAUGGUGGAGUAUAGAGCCAAAUUAAAAGUUUUAGCUUCACUUUCCAAAUAAAUAUGUUUGGGGAGUGUAUAUAUUCACAUAUUGUUUAUAUAAAUCAUUAGUGACAAUAGCAUGUACCCAUGCAUGCCAUUUCAGCCCACAAAGGUUAAGUUUAACUCUCUGACUCUGAGAAUACUUUACAUUUAAAGCGGUUGUGAAUUUGAUCAUUUCAACAAACAUCCCAACCUUGUUAUAAAGUUGAAGAAUACUGUUGGAAGGGACUCUACUGCCAUCUUGUGUUUUUAACUGGAAGUUCUCUUUACUGUCCAUGUUUUCUGUCCCCUACACAGGACAGUGGUGAGUCCUUGAAGGAACAAACAGAGCAUUAUGAAGGAUCACAAGAAUCUCUGCAGGAUUAAGGAAAGUCCUCUCAUCCUCUGCCUUACUUCACCGUUAUUACAUGGUUAUUACAGGGUUAUUCCUGGGUUAAAAAUGUUAUUACACUGUGGGUGAAAAUUCUGAUGUCCCUGUUAUAAGCUGGUACUACUGGGCCUUCACAUUCAAGGAACCCUGGCCAAUAGUAGUAUCAAUCCUCCAGUGUGUAAUCAUAUCACUAGGGGUUUCCUCUAUAUUUGGUUGUAGGUCAGGCCAUGUCCAUCUAUAAGCAAUACAAAUGUUUGACUACAUCAUAGACAUUACUGUACAUACUUUACUGUACAAUAAACCAUUCACUGUCUGUAAC